Somion occarium is the source of this 1953-nucleotide messenger RNA. The record is from the annotation of a GenBank genome assembly. Lineage: Eukaryota; Fungi; Basidiomycota; Agaricomycetes; Polyporales; Cerrenaceae.
GCGUCUUCUUCCACAACCUAAGGUAGUACAUACUCAGAAACAUAUUCAUCCCUUGCGAGCUAACGUGUACCUCCAGAUGUCUCGUUUUCCCCAUACUGCAUUACACUUGGGUUCCUCACGAUCCGUUGUGAUCUCGGGCCCGCAUAUUCAGGUGAUCGACCCAAAAACUGGCAACGUAGUACACUCAACGGCUGAUGUAGAGGAGAUGGAGAAGGAAGCUAUCAUCAAAUCUGGGCCUGUCAGGUGUUCUACGGUCGACCAGGGCCUUUCAAUUCUUGUAACUGCAGGAGAGGAUAAGAAAUUGAAAGUGUGGCAGCUUGAGGGACUAAAGUUGCUCAGUGAAAGAGAGUUGCCGAAGAAGCCUACCAACAUUCGGUUAACUCGUGAUGCAAAACAUAUUCUCGUAUCCGACAAAUUCGGCGAUAUCUUCAGUUACCCAGUUACUCCUGAUGAAUCUAGCCCUGCGAACCCAAGUAUUCCAAUUGCAGGAACAUCAAAACGAGGGUCCCUAACCUCGCACGAAAACCCUUCCAAUGGAACGUUAAUUCUGGGACACACUUCCUUGCUUACAUCUUUCUUAUUAACUGAAGACGAGAAGUUUGUGAUUUCGGCGGACAGAGAUGAGCAUAUCCGUGUGAGCUGGUAUCCGCAAGGGUACGUUAUUGAAAGAUAUUGCCUCGGACACAAAAAGUUUAUUUCUGCCAUCAAUAUUCCUCGCUUCGCCCCUACUGUUCUCAUUUCGGGUGGUGGAGAUCCCGAGCUCAGACUGUGGGACUGGCUGUCCGGAAAGCACCUUGGUGAUAUCCCUGUACUCUCAGUCGUGGAGUCAUUUAUCAAAACGAAACCUCCUUCUGGACAUCAUGACGAUGGCGAAGGUGGCGACGAGAAGCCAGGAAGACGUCAAGGGAAGGGCAAGAAAGGGAAGGGCAAGGAUAAAGAGAAAAACCAAACACCACAUGCUGGGGAUGCCAAUGCUGGUGAGAGCGCGAAGGAAGAACAAGGAGAUGAUACAGGGGACAUCGUCAUGGAAGAGGACUCACGCGAUCCAGCAACCCCAUUGGUAGCAGAAGGUGCUGAUGCAAGCUCGUCUGCUGCUGCUCAAAAGACGUCGGACCAGACCAUUUUUGUUCUGCAUAGAUUAGAAACUGUUGACUUGAAUGAGAAUGGACGUUUCAUUGUCUUCAGUGCUAUUGGUGCAAGCGCUUUGUUCUAUACGACAUUCCCUUCAGAUCCUUCAUCCUUUGCCGCAAGCGAGGUUUUCGCACUUGAUCUUGUGAAACCCGUCAUCGACUUCACCGUUGCGGAAGAUAACAAAAUUUGGGUACUCCUUGACUCCGAAUUCCAGCCUUCGGAACAGAGGGCCGAUACGUUCGGCCGGGCUUCUUCAGCAGUAUCGGUCCUCAUUUGGAUUGGCAACAAGCUGGACAUUUCAGACGGUGCCGAGAACCCUCUUCUUUCCACCAUUAACUCAAAAUGCCUCAUCUCCGCCACACAAGCGGACCUAACAAUACUCGACCUAUAUGCUCACCUCGCCUCCAUGCCAAAACAAGUGGAUUUGGAACAUGACUCAAUGCAACGUGAGGACCUGUCCGAAAUUGCAUCUACACCUGGAGAUAAGGGCAAGCAACUCACACAGCGCGAACUUGGUCGAUUGAAGAAUAAGAAGGCGCUAUUGAAGAAGAUCCAAGAGAAGCAGGCGAAGUCGCAGACACCAGAGAACAUUACUGCAGCGGAUGAUGUCUUUUUGACUGGGCGGGAGAGUAAGAAGAAGAAAUCGGAUGAACCAGGGGGUAGUGAUUCGGUGAUGACUGAGGCGUGAGGUCAUUUUGGGCAGGUGGAAUUCGGCUUCUGCAUGCUCAAUUCAAAACAAUGUAUACAAUAUGUAGGCUGUGACAUCCUGUGAUCAAAAUCCCUAGUAACCCAGUCCGUGGUGGCUUGUGAAGUUAGGUAUAA